AUGGAGCCGCCUCCAAGCCCCUCCCCGGCUGCGGGAGAGGAGCGCGCGCGCGCGCCUAUAAAAACGCUCCCCGGCUUGGUCAAUCGCAGUCAAUUGUGUGGCAUUUAAAGGCGGGAAGGUCAGGUGGGUGGGGGCGGCUUCUUCUUUUUGUAAAUAAGGCUGCCACAGAAGGCGGCCCAAGCCCUUGUUCGGUGCCUUUGAGGGGAACCAAGGACGUUGUUGUGUCGCCGGCUGAGGCGAAGUGAGCGCCUAGUUUUGCGCCUUCCGGCAGAGCCGCUCUCUCGGAGUUGUGAGGGGACUUCUGGGGGCGGGUGGCGAGCGGGGCGGCUCAUCUGAGGCGAUGCAGCUGGGGGAGCAGCUCUUGGGCAGCCCGGCCAACCUGCCCGGCGCCCCCUUCUACCCGCUGGAGAGCGCGGGCGGCCGCGGCGGCGGCGGCGGCGGCUCGACGCGCCACCUCAGCUCGGGGUCUCCGCCGCGCCUGGACUUGGACAAGGGCGCGAAGAAGUUUGGCGGCGCCUCGGGGCCUCCGGCGGCCGGCCUGCUGGGCGAGGCCGAGGCGGCGGCCGACACGCCUCCCUUCGUCGCUGGCGCCGCCGGCCAGGUUCCCGCCAAAGCGGCCUCGGGGGCCGACGGCGGGCGCAAAGGCUCGCCUUGCCCGGCGGAGGAAGAGCCUCUGCCUCCGGCUCCGGCGCCGGCGCGCUACACUCUGGACGGCCUGAGCCCCGAGCGCUACUACCUGCAGUCGCCCGGCCCGCAGGGCGGCGGCGGCGGCGAGCUGGGCGGCCCGUGCGCCCUGUUCCCCUACGCCGGGGCGGCGGGCGGCGCGCAGCCGGGCUCCAUGUACCCGGCGGCGGGCGGCGCGCGCUACCCCUACGGCUCGGUCCUGUCUCCGCCGGGGGCUUUCCCAGCGCGGCAGGCAGGACGCCCUUCGCGGCGGCGGCCGGCGCCUACCAGUACGGCCAGGGGCGCCUCCGGGCAGCCUCUACAGCCCCUACCCGGCGGCGGCGGCGGCGGGCUCGUGCGGCGGGCUGGGCGCGCUGGCGAUGCCCGGCGGGGCGGGCGCGCUCCGAGCCCAAGUCUUCCUGUGCAACCGGCCGCUCUGGCUCAAGUUCCACCGGCACCAGACCGAGAUGAUCAUCACCAAGCAGGGCAGGUAACGCCGCUGCUUGUCUCUUUCCUGGGGAGUCGGGGGGGGGGGCGACGGGACUGCGGGACAUGGGGCUGGCGGCGCGCUUUGGGGCAGAUCGGAUUUGCGAGGAAAUGGCGCGGAGGUAAUCCGUUUGGGAGGAACCGAUUUGGGAGAGCGGCUCGAGGAGCUUUCGGCGCGGGAUCUCAUCAAAUUAAGAGCGAGCUUGGGGAAACUCGGUUUAGUUUUAAGGGAUCCGGGGCGGAAUUGGUUUGCAUUUGCUCUCUGCAUUUGCGUGCCUGUCAUCAGGUGUGGCCCAGGUUUCCCCGGAAUGUCAACAGUUGUUCUCUCCCCCGGCUUAAAGUUUUCCCUGUGCACAUUUACCCGAGAGUAAUCGCCACUGGACACAGGGGGGCUUAAAUAGGAAACUAACAUGCUCAGGUUUGCGCUCUGAAACUCAUUUUUCCCCAGUUCAUGUACUUAAAAGUAUACGCUAAUGGGGGGGGGCAGGAAUUCGAUUUAAAAGAAAUAACAAAACUAUUUUAUUUUUUUAAAGAAGAAAUUUCUUAAAUCGAGCUAUGUAGUGCCGGUGUUUUUAAGCAUCAGAAAACCGGACUUGCUUUUGCUUGGAAAUAAAAUCCGAUCGUAAUAAGGUUCUUUUUCGUUAGUUUACGAUCAGGACGUUAAACUGGGGGAGGAAGGCAACGCCCUGGAUUUAUGGCACUAGCGAGGCCAACCAAAUUUAAGGGAUUGGGGGUACCGGAGUGCAAUUAUAACCAAUGACUGGUCGAUCGAAACCUUCCCCACCGAAAUCACCCUUGUGCUUGAUUCGAAGUAGGACAGACAUACUUGUAGGGUUUCUUUCUAUCUCUCUUCUCCCCCCCCCCCCGCCAUUUAAAUAUAUUUGGUUUCUUGUGUUCCCUAAACCGGCACUAUCAGUCCAUCAUAAUUGUUGACUGAGAUAAAAGAAUUGGGGACGGGGUGGGAAACAGAAUGUGCCAUUAGUUUCUGUCCGAAGAGCCUGGGAAUUCUGUGCGUGUGAUAUAUAAAUUAUAACCUAGGGCAAGCGAGGGUUUGAAACUACUGCAGCCUUCGGAUCAUGGUAUAUUUGGAAUGGGAUUGGUGGUGUCCCUCUUUCUUCGAGGUGCUGCAAUUGAAAGGCUGCCCUCUCCGAUCUCUCCUUCCGAGGCCGUCGCUCUGGAUGUUCGCAGAAGAGCGAGACUUGGAGCCAAAGCCUCUCGUGGCGGCUCUCUCUAAAUAUAAACCCCGCGAGGGGAGCCGCCAUCUGCCUCCCGCUCUCGGUCCAGGCGCUAGCCGAGGCUGGAGCGCGCUGCCAAAGAGCAUCGGCGGGGGCUCCUGGCUCAGGGAUGCAGGCGGCCUCGAUUCCCUUUUUCUAAAUGCGCGCCUUCCCCCCUUCCUUUCUCUUUCCAAUACCAGGCGGAUGUUCCCCUUCCUGAGCUUCAACAUCACCGGCCUCAACCCCACCGCCCACUACAACGUCUUCGUGGAAGUGAUCUUGGCGGAUCCCAACCACUGGCGCUUCCAAGGGGGAAAGUGGGUGACGUGUGGCAAAGCCGAUAACAACAUGCAAGGUAAGCGACUGGGGAACGGGCAGGCAAGGAGACUUUUUCUCUUGCCUUCAGCUUCCUUCCAUGCCUUCAUUGCUUCAUCCAGAAUCCAGAUGCAAAGCUCUUUAUAGACAAGGAAAUUAAUUGCCUUGUCAUACAGCCUUUUGAAAUGUGACUUCUGAAUCUAAAGGAGAUGAAUCCUCUCCAGAAAGUGACUUUGUGCUUUUUAAAAAAGGGGGGUUGGAAGACUGCUUUACUUCAGCUUGCUCAGAAAUUAAAGGAAGGCUCAGCAUUUUUCCUUCUUUCCCCCUUUCAUGCUCAUGGUUUAAUUACAGGUCCUGCAGACUCUCUGCCACUGCAAGUGAAUGGCUGCAACCCAGCAUCCUAUUAGAUGUGCAUUCUUGUGUGCAAGUAUUUCCUUUGUCGUGGCACACAAGAGAGAGUGCAUUUCAUCUUGGUGUUAUGUCUGAUUUGGGGAAAUGUCUAAUUCACACAAGUACACGCAGGAGAGAGGAAAUGCACCUUUCCCUGACUCUCAUCUUCUUUCCAUCUUACAGGUAACAAGGUUUAUGUUCAUCCUGAAUCUCCCAACACUGGAGCCCACUGGAUGCGACAAGAGAUCUCUUUUGGAAAACUAAAACUAACUAAUAACAAAGGGGCCAAUAAUAAUAAUACUCAGGUAAAACAACACACUUAAAUUUGGUUUGCUUAGUUGAUCUGUGGUUCCUGGAACCUGAAGGAAGAUUCAGUAGGUUUUUGAAACAGGUCUCCAGUAAAUUCUGAAUUUGCUGGAGUCAUCUCGACAGUACAUCUUGUCCCUUUUUUAAAGUUAUAAAUUGGCAUGUGGACAUGGGAACUAGUGCUGUAUUAAAGGCUUGCAAAAUUUGAAACUAUCCUUCCCUAUGUCAGGUGGAUUUUAAAAAAAGUAUUGUGCACUAACUCAGUGUUCAUCUUUUCCAGAUGAUAGUACUUCAAUCUCUGCAUAAAUAUCAGCCUCGUCUCCACAUUGUGGAAGUGACAGAAGAUGGUGUUGAGGACAUGAAUGACUCCUCUAAGACACAGACAUUUAACUUCCCUGAAACACAAUUCAUUGCUGUGACUGCAUAUCAGAACACUGAUGUAAGGAUAAAAUAUGCUUGGUAUGCUAAAUAAAUAGCUUUUAUCUGGGGUGCGCUAUGAUACCCUUCAUAAAUUAAGAGGUAAAAUAGGAACACAAAGAGAGUGAUAAAUGGAGCUUUAAAUACUUUGUUAACUGGAAGCAAGGGGUGGUAUUGAACUGAGUUUUACUCCAAGUAAACCCAUUGAAAUUAAUGGACCUAGUUUAGUUGUGUUCAUUUCAGUGGGUAUACUCAGAGUAAAACAUAGCUGAAUACCACUCAAGCAGCUCUACAUCUGUCUGUUUUACCACUGCUGUAGAUAUAGUUGUUAACUUGAUUUCCUAAAGAAAUACACAAAAGCUUUCUAAAUAAGUACCUCUCCUUUUUGCAUGUACAAAGGAAAUUAUCGUCGUCUUUUUACAGAUUUUGAGGUAUCUAAGUAGACACCACUAUUUUGUCUUUACUUUUCAGAUCACACAGCUUAAAAUUGACCAUAAUCCUUUUGCAAAAGGCUUUCGGGACAACUAUGAUUCGUAAGUAGUAUUCUCAUCUCUAUGUGGUACAAAUAAUUCUAUUCCAUAAAAGUGCAGAUUUUUAAAAGUAUAUUAAUUUAAGAGCUUUUGUAUUGGUAGCUAGCAACAAUCUUCAAGGUGUCUUACUUGAGAGCGAUGGAACAUUCUUCUAAGCAAAAAUAGUCUCCCAUCUAGGUGAAAAUGAAUGUUAGAUUGCAAACUAUUUCACCUCUUCACUUACCUAAAUUGCAGCAGAGGCAACUGACUGGGUUUGCAGAAAGUAAAAAUAGCACAAAAUUUUAUUCUGAAUAAGGUUUAAAUUUGCACAUACACCACUGCAAAUAAAUAAAUAAAUAUUCAUUUGUGUUUUUUUAAUGUUCCUCACCUAGCUGAACUUUUUAUAUUGUGUUUCAAAGUGAACUUAACUGGGAGAAUUUGCAGAAAGUAUACAUUAAAAUGGACUUUAAUAUUUGUUGACUUUAAUCUUGACCAUAAAAUAAAUGGCCAGUCCAGCAUGAUCUCCUUGGGGCUGAGCCAUCCCUCCUUGCAUGCUAAUGCCAACAUCCUAAAUGGUAAAGAACAAUAUCUUAGGCGUUUUUCUCUUGUGUUUGUAGCAUGUACACAGCUUCAGAAAAUGACAGAUUAACUCCAUCUCCCACGGAUUCUCCUAGAUCCCACCAGAUUGUCCCAGGAGCCCGGUACAGCGUGCAACCCUUCUUCCAGGAACAAUUUGUCAACAACCUGCCACCGACUAGAUUUUAUAACGGGGAAAGAACUGUGCCUCAGACAAACGGCCUCCUCUCGCCUCAGCAGAACGAAGAGGUGGCCAAUCCUCCACAGAGAUGGUUUGUCACUCCAGUCCAGCAGUCUGGGGCCAACAAACUGGACAUGAACUCUUACGAAACAGACUACUCUCCUAGUACCUUACUUCCUUAUGGGAUCAAGUCCCUCCCCCUGCAGACAUCCCAUGCCUUGGGCUAUUACCCUGACCCUACGUUCUCCUCCAUGGCUGGAUGGGGGAGCAGAGGCUCUUACCAGAGGAAAAUGUCUGCUGGCUUACCUUGGGCCUCCAGGACAAGCCCCCCAGGUUUCUCCGAAGACCUGCUUUCUAAGGAGAAAGUGAAAGAAGAAAUGGGGUCGUCCUGGAUAGAGACACCGCCAUCCAUAAAAUCUCUAGAUUCAAACGAUUCUGGAGUCUACACUGGCGCUUGCAAAAGGCGGCGACUCUCCCCAAGCACGUCCAGCAACGAAAACUCCCCCACGAUGAAGUGUGAGGACAUUAAUGCUGAGGACUAUGGCAAAGACACUUCCAAAGGCAUGGGCUACUAUGCUUUCUAUACCAGUUCUUAAGCCCUAGUCUCUGUGUCAGAACUUGACUUGGCUAUAAUCUUUCAGUGGUGUUGCGGAGGUCUUUUGCACAAAUGUUGCCAAAGGAACUCUUUACCUUCCCACCUUUUUGAAAAAAAAUGUUCUUGUGCAAUUCCAUAGAAGGUGCCAAAGCUUUUUGACUGACUUCUGCAGGUAAAAAAGGGAAGAAACUGGGUAGCACUCCAAAAUGACUUGGCCUCUUUACCCCCCACCCCCUCCUGCUCCCCACCCCCAGCUAAGGAGACAGCGAGGGAGAAUCUCUAAGCAUCAUUCUGAUUUUAAGUAUGGCUUUCAGAAAGGGCCAGGAAAGGAGGGGGUAAUAAAGCAAAGGUUGUACAAUCUGGCCAGUGCGUAAGUGCUGUGCACUAACAAACAGUUUGAGGGAAGAGUUAGGUGCUUAUUGAACAAAUUACUACCCUAUUGGAUCUAUUGUUGUAGCUGAAUAGUGGAAAUAUUCAAAGUGGAGGCUUUAUCAAUAGAAUAUUUCUUCAUGCAAAAACCAAACUUUUGGCUCAGUGAGUAAGCCUUGCUUUUUUUCUGGGGAGAUUUUAAAUGACUUGGCAGAAAGUUAUGGCAGUGAAGGAAUCCUACAAAGGUAGCAAAAACCCAGUAUUAAAUGUACAGCUCUGUGUUGUCUAGAUAUAUUGUGGACUAUGACAAAACAUUCUGUGUAGUUCUAGUCAUGGCAGUGCAGUUGAGUGUCUGAAGCCGGUGCGUGUUGGGAGUUCUUUAUUUAAAACAACUUCAAAGUGGAUUCUGAUGCUGAGAGUACAUCAAAAUAUAUAUUUAUUGGUAGGUGGUGAAUGUAUUUUUCAGCCGUUCUGAACUGAGUGUUGUAACUCCUCUUGCUCAAUCUAUAAAUAUUAUGAGACAAUGCCGAGGUGGCAAAAGACUUUAAAACAAAGCAUUAGUUUUAUUGCAGGGGUGGGACGGCAGGGGGGGUUGAAGCUGAGACUUUUGUCUGUAUAUAAUGAUUUUUAAUAAAUGUGUUGCAAUGAUAGGUGCUGAAUUCUGCAAA
This is a messenger RNA of Podarcis lilfordi (Lilford's wall lizard), 6689 nucleotides long. Lineage: Eukaryota; Metazoa; Chordata; Lepidosauria; Squamata; Lacertidae. The record is from the annotation of a GenBank genome assembly.